Messenger RNA from Sesamum indicum (sesame), 2504 nucleotides. Its product is annotated as DUF3754 family protein, putative (DUF3754). NCBI's taxonomy places the organism in Eukaryota, Viridiplantae, Streptophyta, Magnoliopsida, Lamiales, Pedaliaceae. The record is from RefSeq and is a predicted model, not a curated record.
AAAUGAAAACGGACUUGUGUGGUGGAAUUUUAUUUCCCACUUUUUAGUCUUCCUUCCCUCCACUUAAUGCACCUGAGUGAGUCUGAGCCUGAGCUUUGUUUCAGCAAAUUUUUGUGCUCAGAUGUCAGUAUUUUUGCAGAUUGUGCGCUGCUUUGGCGCGGUGUCGGUAUCUUCUUCUUCUUCUUCUUCUCAAUGUGGCUCUGCCCCUGUUCGCAUAUCUUGUUCAGUGCAGGAAGCACUUCCCUCUCAAAUUAAGCCCCCGCCUCCUCCACCCACAACUCACCAGGAUAUGCGUAUUAGCACCACCGAACCCGAUUCCAGUUCCCGCUCAGGCAUUAAGCUCCCCAGGCAGAGAUACAUAUCAGUUUCCAAGUCUGGCCUACUGGAUGCCAUUAUCUCCACCAUGUUCCCCUCACCCCCGGAGGCCCUUCAAUUUCUUUCACUUUCCCAAUGCUUGGAUUCGAUUCUUCACGCUGAGCAUAAAACCAUUUUAGAAGAAAUGAGAGCUGACUUUGAUGCUACUCUUUCCACAAAGAGCAACAGAUUCAGUCCUGAUGGUUUUCCAUCAUUGGCCAGAAAAGAUGUGGCUAAUCAGGAGUCCGGUGCUCCCCUGAAUAACUCUAAGAGUGAUGACAAGGAACAGGAAGACAAGGCUGACACUGAGAUGCUAAUGUCCUCUGAUUUUACCAGGGACUUGAAACAACUUUUCGAUUUUUCGUUUAAAACUGCCAAGAGAAGCCCUAUCAAGAGGUCCAGAGUUGCCAUCCCAGGCCGUUUUGAACGUGCUUUCAUGAAACUGCUCUGUAAUGCCGAGUUUGAAGAGUUGUCUCCUAGAGAUUUGAUGUUGACGUCAGCACUAAAUACCGAUUAUCUCCUUACAUUACCAAUUUAUAUUGACUGGAAAAAAGCAUCCGAGUCCAAUGCAAUUAUAUUCAGGAGAGGAUAUGCAACUGAAAGGCAGAAGGGCUUGCUGAUUGCUGAAAAAUUGGAUUACUUACAAUCGAAGUUGUUGCAGAACUUUUUUGCUCUCAUAGCCAAACCAUUGGGGAAGUUUGGAGUCUGGUUAAAUGAGGUUUCCAAGAGUAUCAUGCAGAAACAAGAUACAGAAGUUUUGGAUAAUAAAUUAAUGCUUUGGUUUAAGGAGUUGUCCCUUUCCCUGAAACCACAGUCCUAUGAUCAAAUAUCUGAUAAUAUUAAAGGAGUUGACAUCCUAUCCAGUGAUCGUCCAAUUUGGGUGGCUGCACAGAAAGCAGUAACUCGUUAUGAAGGACUUCUCUCAGAAGUUGGGCCUCGUGAGAGGCUCUUAAGGAAGUUUCUUGCAUGGAUUGGUCUAGUACCAUCAAUUCCUGAGCAAGUGUUUGACUUCAACUUGGAUUGUACUGGUCUGGAAUCCAAUUUAAGCCCAAGUUUCUUGUCAAGAAUAUCACUUGGUGACAUAUGGAAACCUGCAUCACCUAAAUCUUGUGGGAAUGACUUCAGGAAGAUGUUAAGUAUUGCCAUUUCUAUUCUUUUCUCACAAUCUAUUCUCCAGGAGCCCUCAUUCCAAGAAUUGAUCUUGUUCUAUACCGAAGAAAUUGAAGAGAGAGAAAGUAUGGAUCAAAUUGAGGUGCCUUCAUUGCAAAUGAAAAUCUAUGAGAGGAUUCCUAUUCCAGAUCUCCCGGUUGUUUUUCCUCACAAGAAGCUGUCCUUUCGUAUUCUUGACACGGUACGCCUGGAUGUUGCGACAAUAUUGGGACUUUUGGCAUACUUCUUCAGUUAUAAAUUUGAAGACAUUUUAUCUUCCCCAUCUGCAAUACUUUUAGAUGCGAUUGCAGCCAGCGCACUUGUGAUAUAUGUGACUCGUGUACUUCUGGGCUACAAACAAACAACGGAUAGAUAUCAACUUUUGGUCAAUAGGACGCUUCACGAGAAAACCGUAGCUAGUGGCUUCGGUUCCAUUCAUUUUCUUCUUGAUGCUUCUGAACAGCAGCAAUACAAAGAAGCCAUUUUGGUAUAUGCAACCCUACUUAAAGCAGAGAAUGACCAGGUGACAAGCACAAGAACUAUUGGAGAUAAAUGUGAAACUUUUAUUUACAAUGUUUUCAAAGUAAAGAUCGAAAUGCCGGUUGACAAGGCCAUAGACACACUGAUGAGGCUCGGUCUUGUAAUAAAAAAGGUGGUUGAUGGGCAAAUCAUAUUGCAUGCUAUGCCCUGUAGCAGGGCAUGUAUCAUUCUCCGAGAUCGUUGGAAUAGUCUGAUCAACUGAUCAAGUUUGGCAUCUCAGGGAACUGCAAUCAAUUAUUGGUAGAGCAACCUUCGCGUUCCAACUCGUUCUGCUCCUUUUUCUCUUGAAACACCAAAAAUUGAAAGGGAUGGAGUGACCCAGGAAAUUCAAUAUAGAAUUCUGUAUGACUAAACACAAACUACAUACAAAGUAUUUUAGCUGUGUAUCCCAAAUCUUUUGUAAAUAUGACUUCUGAGCAUUGAAUAGUUUUUUCUUUAUUGUUUUAUGGGAGUUUGUUUAU